GAGUAUUAUUUGAGGUUAUAAAUGAUUUCGAAGGCUGACAUGGACAGUCGAUCAAGGAUUUUGUGAGAAUACAGAUGGAAUAAGUAAAGGUAUUCACUUCUUGGGAAGGAUCAAGUAUAAACACUACACUGAUUCACCCACACACAAUACAUAUACAAUAAAAACUGAGGAAAUUAGUCUCAACCAAAUAUGCGCACAGCAUCAUCGUAAUUGUGAGAGCUGAAGAUAAUUCUACCGAGUUAAUACAUUAGGUCCAGAGUUACUGUGUGUAUAAAUUACUAGUUAGAUCUUGUGAAAAUGGGAUGCUGCUGCAGUUUAUUCCAGAACGACAGUGGACCUCAGGGCUCUGAGGCUAAUGAGAGAACUCAUCUGCUGGUCGAUCCAGUCAGUAAUAAUACCAAUAUACCCAGGGUUCAUAGUGAUGACUAUGUGAAUCAGUAUGCCAGUUCAGUACCAAAGAAAACAGACGAGCAAAGUGCCCUGACAAGGAUUCUCCAUGAAACUGCAGCAAAUGUUAUUGAUGUUGGUGCCCUUGAUUCACACAAUUUGGAGCAGCAUGAGUAUAUGGACAGGUCGCGAGCAUAUGCCAAGAGAAUAGAGUCAGGUGGUGUGAAAGUACCACAGGCCCAUCCUUGCUUAUUGAAAGAUGUUCCAGCUCCAGAAAAAAUUCUUUCUGCAAAUCCUAUCGCAUCUGAAGAUCACGAAUUGAUCACAAAUAUGCUGAGAAAUGCAGUGACGGCGCUGAAUGAUGUAAAAGUUGAACAUAAAGAAGAUUUGGUGGUGCCGUUUCUCGCGUGAUUACCAGUGAAUCCUCAGGUGAAGGACUCUCCAAGCCCAGCUGAACUCCAAUUUAUGCUUCAGCCAUAAAAAGCUCAUCUAAUUCAACUGAAAGAAACUGGAUUAACUUCAAAUGAAUUAUCAAUUAAUCUUACAUGUCAUUCGGUCGCCUGCUCCAACUCCAUAUCAUUGAUGUUUGUCUUAUGUUUUCCAUCCCCUUCAUAUCCCGUUGGAUGCCGCACUUUCAUAUUAAACAACUAUUCAAUAUAUUAUAUUGUUGAAUAAUUGUUUUGUUUUAUUUCAAUAGGAUCAUUCAUGCACUAAUGACUGAUGAAUGAAUCUUUUUAAUUUGUGGUGAACAGGGGCUUGGAAAAAUGAAAAACAAAAUUCUAAUAGAGCCUUCGAGGAAGACACUAGAAUAUAAGUGACUGUCUGAUUAAAGUUAUAUUUAAAAUAUAAGGAUAACCAUUGCUAAUGGUGUGUGUAUAAUAUAAAUAUCGAGCUUUAUAUCGUCAAAUACUUAUACUAACAUGAAAAUAGAACAUCAAAAUUAUUGGAUACAUUGGGAAUGUAAUAGUAAUGCAAUUGUAUAAAAUCAAUUAUAUUAUGGAAUUGUGAUAUAACUGUGGAGUAGAUUUUAGGUAUAACUAGUUCCCUCUCAGUUCAGUCUUAUUGUUAACUAUUUUGCAAACUACUUAAUAAAGAAUUUAAAUCGUAGCGGAUAAA
Molecule: messenger RNA, 1503 nt
Organism: Fopius arisanus
Lineage: Eukaryota; Metazoa; Arthropoda; Insecta; Hymenoptera; Braconidae
Gene: Lamtor1
Product: Late endosomal/lysosomal adaptor, MAPK and MTOR activator 1
Exons: 6
Coding region: 298-798 (166 amino acids)
Biological process (GO): regulation of receptor recycling; positive regulation of TOR signaling; cholesterol homeostasis
Cellular component (GO): late endosome membrane; membrane raft; lysosome
Molecular function (GO): molecular adaptor activity; guanyl-nucleotide exchange factor activity
Source: RefSeq, a predicted model, not a curated record